Messenger RNA from Pundamilia nyererei, 1617 nucleotides. RefSeq names its product malate dehydrogenase, cytoplasmic. Gene Ontology annotation, molecular function: L-malate dehydrogenase (NAD+) activity. NCBI's taxonomy places the organism in Eukaryota, Metazoa, Chordata, Actinopteri, Cichliformes, Cichlidae. The transcript has 9 exons. The record is from RefSeq and is a predicted model, not a curated record. Gene Ontology annotation, biological process: malate metabolic process. The coding region runs from base 255 to 1307 and encodes 350 amino acids.
UGUUAAUGUGUGUGUAUAGGUAGAGAGUGGAGGUGUGACUCGGGCAUACGAGAAACAAGAAGCCGUGAAUGUGACUGCACCGCGGGUACAGUCGCUUUUGGUGUCGCGGUGGGAUCCUCGCCUGCCGUAUUCUCUUUCUGAGGGUGUCUGUGUGUCGUUCCCUCUCUGUGUGUCUUUCUCUCGUUACUGAGGCGCCAUUUCUGCUUCAGAGGACGUCUGUUUUUAGUAGAAGACAACUAAACACCAGCGGCACCAUGUUAACGCUGCUGACUUCCAUGUAUCUGGUGAUGCGGACCGUUUCAUCGCGGGCUGAACCAAUCCGUGUUCUGGUGACCGGCGCUGCUGGCCAGAUUGCCUACUCCCUGCUGUACAGCAUCGCCAAGGGAGAUGUGUUCGGGAAGGACCAGCCAAUCAUCUUGAUCCUCCUGGACAUCCCCCCCAUGCUGCCAGUGCUUGAUGGAGUCGUCAUGGAGCUGCAGGACUGCGCCCUCCCCAUUCUGAAGGAGGUCAUCCCCACUGACAAGGUAGAAGUGGCUUUCAAGGACAUUGAUGCCGCCAUUUUGGUGGGUUCAAUGCCCAGGAAGGAGGGCAUGGAGAGGAAGGACCUGCUCAAGGCCAACGUGGCCAUCUUCAAGACGCAAGGAGGUGCUCUGGACAAGUAUGCGAAGAAGACUGUCAAGGUUUUGGUGGUUGGAAACCCCGCAAACACCAACUGUCUGAUCGCCUCCAAGUCUGCUCCAUCCAUCCCUAAAGAGAACUUCUCCUGCCUGACCCGACUGGACCACAACAGAGCCUGCUCCCAGGUGGCGAUGCGCUGUGGCGUGUCCUCUGACCAAGUGAAGAACGUCAUCAUCUGGGGCAACCACUCCUCCACCCAGUACCCCGAUGUCCACCACGCUAAGGUCAACCUCCAGGGAGCCGAGACGGAAGCCUACCAAGCCAUCAAGGACGAUGCCUGGCUCAGAGGAGACUUCAUCUCUACAGUGCAGCAGCGUGGUGCUGCUGUCAUCAAGGCCAGGAAGCUGUCCAGUGCCAUGUCUGCCGCCAAGGCCAUCUGUGACCACAUGAGGGACAUCUGGUUUGGCACCAAGGAGGGUGAAUUUGUCUCCAUGGGUGUCUAUGCUUCUGGAAACUCCUACAACAUCCCAGAGGACCUGAUCUAUUCUUUCCCAGUCCAAAUCAAGAACAAGACCUGGAAAGUGGUCGAUGGCCUUCCCAUCAAUGACUUCUCCCGAGCCAAGAUGGACGCCACAGCGGCAGAGCUGGUGGAGGAGCGAGACACUGCCCUGGAUUUCCUCUCCCAGUGACUGUCACGCGCCGGUGUCCAGAAUUUAGUUCCCCCAAAGGCGCGCUGCUCUCGGCUCUGAGAUUCCACCAUAAUAAACCGUCCAAGCUGGCGCCCGCGUGUCACCUCUGUGUGUAUGUGUUUAUGCGUGUGUGUGAGUGAGUGUGUGUCACUUGGCCACUUCAGGUUUUCAGAAAACCUGUUUAAUGAACAUAGCCUGGCCUCCUACAUCUGCAAGACACUGAAAAAUGUCUGUGGUGGUAGAUAACACGCAGUAGCUGUCCAGAAACUGUAACGGAACAUGUCACCAAUAAAGCAAGAAACCGACCAAA